Molecule: messenger RNA, 1525 nt
Organism: Impatiens glandulifera
Lineage: Eukaryota; Viridiplantae; Streptophyta; Magnoliopsida; Ericales; Balsaminaceae
Product: probable serine/threonine-protein kinase PBL7
Exons: 6
Coding region: 129-1340 (403 amino acids)
Biological process (GO): protein phosphorylation
Molecular function (GO): ATP binding; protein kinase activity
Source: RefSeq, a predicted model, not a curated record
CAUUUCUUCAACCAAUUCAUCAUUACAAUGCUUGAAAAUGCUUGAAGUGGUUGGCUGACGAGCAUUUCUGUAGUUCAUUUGAGAGAUUCAUCGUUUAUAUCUACAGUAAAACUUUGCAAAAGAGUGAAAUGGAAUCAUCGGACGAAAUCUACAGGAGGAAUGAAAGAAUAGGGCUAGUGGUGAUAGUCGUACUCGCUUCCCUCUCCGUCGCAACGCUUUUCGUCGCCCUAAGCUAUUACUGCUAUAUAAACAACAAGGUUUCCAAGCGACUCAAACACCGUAAAGGUGAGGGACAUGCAGGAGGACAAACAAAUGAGGUUUCUGAUAAUGUUGAAGUUGCUAUGGAGAAAGGGAUUCAGAUCUUCACUUUUAAGCAACUACAUUCUGCCACCGGAGGUCUUAGCAAGUCCAAUGUUAUUGGACAUGGUGCAUUUGGAUCAGUUUAUCGUGGAGUGAUCCAUGACGGUAGGAGGGUAGCUGUUAAAUUGAUGGAUCGAGCAGGAAAACAAGGAGAGCAGGAAUUCAAAGCUGAGGUGGAACUGCUUAGUAGAUUGCGAUCUCCUUACUUGUUGACAUUAAUUGGGUAUUGUUCAGACAGCCACCACAGGUUGUUAGUUUAUGAGUUCAUGGCAAAUGGUGGCCUUCAGGAACAUUUGUAUCCCAUCAAUGGUCUGUUACAUAAACCUGCAGGAUCGAACACUACUUCAAAGUUGGAAUGGGAAGUUAGGCUGAGAAUUGCACUUGAAGCUGCAAAAGGUUUGGAGUAUCUUCAUGAACAUGUUAGCCCUCCAGUGAUUCACAGAGAUUUCAAGAGCAGCAACAUCCUUUUAGACAAAAACUUUCAUGCUAAAGUUUCCGAUUUCGGCCUUGCCAAGAUUGGAUCCGAUAAAGCCGGUGGACACGUUUCUACCCGUGUUUUGGGUACACAGGGCUAUGUCGCUCCUGAAUAUGCUUUAACUGGACACCUUACAACCAAAUCAGAUGUGUAUAGUUAUGGGGUUGUCCUUCUGGAAUUGUUAACUGGCAGGGUUCCAGUGGAUAUGAAGAGACCACCCGGAGAAGGCGUGCUUGUAUCUUGGGCCUUGCCGAAGCUGACUGACAGGGAAAAGGUGGUGGAAAUAAUAGAUCCGGCUAUGGAGGGCCAAUAUUCAAUGAAGGAAGUGGUUCAGGUUGCAGCCAUUGCUUCAAUGUGCAUACAACCAGAGGCGGAUUACAGGCCUAUAAUGGCUGAUGUGGUGCAGUCGUUGGUUCCACUUGUGAAAUUCAACAGGAAUUUAGCCAGAGGAGGAGGAGGAGGUGGGCUCCCUCCAACCUCUCCCCCAAGCCAGCCGACUGUCUAGCUAGGUUGGUUUCCUUCCUCGGUGCAAAUUAUGUAAGCCAAUUCGACACGUAUGCUAUUAACUGUUUAUGUUGUGUUUGUCAAAAACAUGUUUUUUUUUGUGUGUACUAGUAUGUCUUUUGUCCAGAACUAGAGGAGGAUUAUGCUACCUUUUAAUGGGGAUAUAUAUAUAUUAGGUGUGUUUUU